Molecule: messenger RNA, 1659 nt
Organism: Ceratotherium simum simum (southern white rhinoceros)
Lineage: Eukaryota; Metazoa; Chordata; Mammalia; Perissodactyla; Rhinocerotidae
Gene: BEST2
Product: bestrophin 2
Molecular function (GO): chloride channel activity
Source: RefSeq, a predicted model, not a curated record
UCCGCUCCAGCCCCCUCUCCUUUGGCGCGACCCGCCCGGCGCCGCGAUGACCGUCACGUACACGGCCCGCGUGGCCAACGCGCGCUUCGGCGGCUUCUCGCAGCUGCUGCUGCUGUGGCGCGGGAGCAUCUACAAACUGCUGUGGCGCGAGCUGCUCUUCUUCCUCGGGCUCUACAUGGCGCUGAGCGCCACCUAUCGCUUCGUCCUGACCGACGAGCAGAAGCGCUACUUCGAGAAGCUCGUCAUUUACUGCGACCAGUACGCCAGUCUCAUCCCCGUCUCUUUCGUGCUCGGCUUCUACGUGACGCUGGUGGUGAACCGCUGGUGGGACCAGUACCUGUGCAUGCCGCUGCCCGACGCGCUCAUGUGCGUGGUGGCGGGCACGGUGCACGGGCGCGACGAGCGCGGCCGCCUCUACCGGCGCACGCUCAUGCGCUACGCGGGGCUCUCAGCCGUGCUGAUCCUGCGCUCGGUCAGCACCGCGGUCUUCAAGCGCUUCCCCACCAUAGACCACGUGGUGGAGGCGGGGUUUAUGACCCGCGAGGAGCGCAAGAAGUUCGAGAACCUGAACUCGUCCUACAACAAGUAUUGGGUGCCCUUCGUCUGGUUCUCCAACCUGGCGGCGCAGGCCCGGCGCGAGGGCCGAAUCCGCGACAACAGCGCCUUUAAACUGCUCCUGGAGGAGCUGACCGCUUUUCGGGGCAAGUGUGGGAUGCUCUUCCACUACGACUGGAUCAGCGUACCCCUCGUCUACACCCAGGUGGUGACUAUCGCGGUGUACAGCUACUUCCUGGCCUGCCUCAUCGGUCGCCAGUUCCUGGACCCGGCGCAGGGCUACAAAGGCCACAGCCUGGACCUGUGCGUGCCCAUCUUCACCCUGCUGCAGUUCUUCUUCUACGCUGGCUGGCUCAAGGUAGCCGAGCAGCUCAUCAACCCCUUCGGAGAGGAUGAUGACGACUUUGAGACCAACUUUCUGAUCGACCGCAACUUCCAGGUGUCCAUGCUGGCCGUGGACGAGAUGUACGACGACCUGGCCAUGCUAGAGAAAGACCUGUACUGGGACGCGACCGAGGCUCGCGCCCCCUACACGGCGGCCACCGCCUUCCUGAUGCAGCAGCCCUCCUUCCAGGGCUCCACCUUCGACAUCACGCUGGCCAAGGAGGACAUGCAGUUCCAGCGGCUGGACGGCGUGGACGGGCCGCUGAGCGAGGCUCACGGCGACUUCCUGCAGCGCCUCCUGCCGGUGGGCGCGGGCGUGGGCGCGGGCGUGGUCCCAGGGGGCCUGCUGGGCCGGCGCCUGUCCCUGCUGCGCCGCAAGAACAGCUGCGUGUCCGAGGCGUCCACCGCCCCCAGCUGCGCGUGCGCCUGCGCCCCCGACGGCGCGGCCCCGGAGUGCGGCUGCGGGGACCCGCUGCUCGACACCGGCCUGCGGGAGCCGGAGCCCGAGCCCCCCGCCGGCCCCGAGCUGCCCGCCGAGCCCUUCACCCCUGUGCCCAUGCCCGCGCCCCGGGGGCCGGCUCCGCCCUGGCUGCCCAGCCCCAUUGGCGAGGAGGAAGAGAGUCUGGCCUGAGACCCUGGAGCCCAGGAUCCGCAAGGACAGGGACCCAAGCCUCCACACCGCACGCAGGCAGCGGUCCGGGUCUGCGUAAGCCGCGCGCG